AUGGAGGAAAGAAUCCAGGCCCAAUUGAAGACUCUGAGGGAUGAGAGAGAAAAGCUGCUGGGAUUGAAAGUGACUGGAGAGGGGAAAAGCCAGGAGUAUCUGAAACAAACACAAACUGAGAGGCAGAAGAUUCUGUCUGAAUUUCAGCAACUGCGGCAAUUCCUGAAGGAACAAGAGCGACUCCUGCUGGCCCAGCUGGAGAAGCUGGAUGAGGAGAUUGUGACGAUCCAGAAUGAAAAUGUCAGUAAACUCUCUGAGCAGAUUUCCCAUCUCAGUGAGCUGAUCAGUGAGCUGGAGGGGAAGUGUCAGAAGCCAGUGAGUGAAUUCCUGCAGGAUGUCAGAAGCACCUUGAGCAGGUGUGAGAAGGGGAAGUUGCAGCAGCCAGAGGAGAUUUCUCCUGAACUGGAAGAGCAAGUCAGUGAUUUCUCCCAGAAAACUAUUGCGCUACUGGAGGCUCUGAGGAAGUUCAAAGACACUCUGCCAUCUGCACUGGAGUGAAAAAGAGGGGCCAUCGGAGCACACAGACAGGUAGACGUGACUCUGGAUCCAGACACGGCUCAUCCCAACCUUGUCCUGUCUGAGGAUUGGAAAAGUGUGAGACAGAGAGAUAUACGGCAGCAACUGCCCAACAACCCUGAGAGAUUUGAUUCCUGGGGCUGUGUGCUGGGCUGUGAGGGAUUCACCUCAGGGAGACAUUGCUGGGAGAUGGAGAGGGGGUAUAGGGGGUACUGGGCUGUGUAUGUGGCCAGAGAGUCUGUGAGGAGGAAGGGAUGGAUCAGCCAUAGCCCUGAGGAUGGGAUUUGUGCUGUGGGGUAUGAGUUGGAUCAGUUCUGGGCUCUCACCUCCCCUGUGACCCCCCUGCCCCUGAGCCGGGUCCCCAGCAGGAUCCGGGUUUGUCUGGACUGUGACCAGGGGCAGGUGACAUUUAUCGAUGCUGGUGACAAGGCCCCGAUCUUCACUUUCCCGCUGGGCUCCGUCCCUGGGGAGAGAAUCCGACCCUGGUUCUGGGUGGGGAUGGGAUCCCGGCUCAGCCUGUGCCCCUGAGACACACAGGGGAGAGGCGGGGAAAUAGCCCUCU
Molecule: messenger RNA, 1078 nt
Organism: Gopherus evgoodei (Goodes thornscrub tortoise)
Lineage: Eukaryota; Metazoa; Chordata; Testudines; Testudinidae
Product: zinc finger protein RFP-like
Molecular function (GO): protein binding
Source: RefSeq, a predicted model, not a curated record